AUGCUUCGAGCGAUCUUCGGCGACAAUUAUAAGAACAUGCCAAAUCAUCUUCCGGCUUCUGCGGGAAUUGCCACGAACAAGAUGAUUGCCUUCUUCAUCUUCUGGCUGAUCCACCUCGGCUUUUGUUUCUUCCGACCAUAUCAACUUACAAAGUUCUUCUGGUUCAAAGGAUUCAUCAUGGUACCCGCAGUCUUUGGAGUUUUCAUCUACUGCAUGGUUGAAACGGGCGGGCAAGUCAACCACACCCUGCCUCAAGCGAACGCUACUAGCGGAAUUGGAUGGUUUAUAAUUCAAGCAAUUAACACUGGGAUGGGGUAAGUGAAGUUUGAUCAGAACGGAAGCCUUCUCUGACAGUUGUGAUGUUUCAACAUUUAGAAAUUCUGCCACCCUCAUCACGAAUCAGCCCGACAUUUCGCGAUGGAGUAAAACGAAAUCCACGCCGGGAGUUUCAUCAAUGGUAAGUUAUCAUUAUGCCGAGAGAGGCCAAGGGCUGCGAGCUGAUUUAGUAUCACAGCUCGUAAAGCCCAUUACUUGUACACUUGCCGCGAGCCUAGGCAUCUUAGCCACAGCUGCAGUCAACGGCAAAUGGGGCCUUACAUUAUGGUAAGAAUCGAAACCCUUGUUGAGGAGCAAUGUCACUCAGUUGCUAUUUAGGAACCCAUGGGACCUCCUUGACGCUAUACAAGACCGUCACAAUGGUUCAGGUCCCCGGUUUGCUAUAUUUCUUGCUGCCUUCACAUGGAUGGUGGGGAUCCUUGGCACCAAUAUAGCGGCCAAUAUGAUUGCGUUUGGUCCCGACAUGUCACUUAUUGCGCCGCGUUACAUCGACAUGAAACGAGGCUUUUUCCUAGCCCAGGUGUUAGCUUAUGCCAUCGUGCCGUGGAAGAUCAUGUCGUCAGCCAAGACAUUCACCUCAUUCCUAUCAGGAUAUGGUCUCUUCAUGGCGAGCGUUGCCGCCAUUAUGAUAGCUGACUGUGCGCUCCUCAUUGAAUUUGGAAGUAAGGGAGCCUAA
Messenger RNA from Clonostachys rhizophaga, 1012 nucleotides. The record is from the annotation of a GenBank genome assembly. Lineage: Eukaryota; Fungi; Ascomycota; Sordariomycetes; Hypocreales; Bionectriaceae.